AUGGCCGACGACAACAAGAAAGAAGUCCAGACGCCUUCGUCUGAUAAACCUUCCAAACCCUUGCACCCUGCGUACUCGGUUACAACCCUUGACGGUACUAAGGUCACCUAUACCUCUUGGGUUAAGCUUUUCCGUUUACAUGGCGUCGCCUAUCAAGUGCUCGAUCAUAUUGAUGAGACACCACCACCUGCUGAAACAAACCCUGAGUUUCAGUCCUGGAAAGAACUAGAUGCUUUAGUUCUUCAAUGGAUACUCAGCACCGUAUCCGAUAACCUGCUGCCCCGUGUGAUGGAUAACACGACCACUACUCGACACGCAUGGCUAAAACUGGAGAAGAUCUACCUGAGUAAUAAGAAAGCAAGGGCUGGGGCGCUUGAAACUAAGUUCUUUAAUCUGACCUUGGCCGCUUGCUCAUCCUUAGACAACUACUGCGAGCGACUCAAAGACCUUGUGAAUCAGUUAGAAGAUGUGGAUCACUCGGUCACUGAAGAAAGACUGGUCCUGCAUCUGGUUCGAGGACUAUCCGCGAAGUUUGACACGACUGCUUCCCUGAUAAACGCUAACAAUGCUGAUUGGGAUCUUGCUAGGAGCAUGUUGGAAGAUGAGGUUAUUAGACAGGAAGCCCGACAAAAGACUUCACAAUCGGUCCUUGUUGCCACCACCCCACAACAAAACUCGCAAACCCAACCCCCACUACACCCUUCAACCGGUUACAACCAACAAACACCACAACAGCCCUACUAUAACCGACCCCGUGGCCGUGGACGUGGCCGGGGACGUGAGAACCGGGGCCGCGGUUCAGGCCGUGGUACCCCUAACCCAUCACUCGGUUAG
Messenger RNA from Helianthus annuus (common sunflower), 834 nucleotides. RefSeq lists its product as uncharacterized. The record is from RefSeq and is a predicted model, not a curated record. The transcript has a single exon. Bases 1 to 834 code for a protein of 277 amino acids. NCBI's taxonomy places the organism in Eukaryota, Viridiplantae, Streptophyta, Magnoliopsida, Asterales, Asteraceae.